This is a messenger RNA of Miscanthus lutarioriparius, 276 nucleotides long. NCBI's taxonomy places the organism in Eukaryota, Viridiplantae, Streptophyta, Magnoliopsida, Poales, Poaceae. The record is from the annotation of a GenBank genome assembly.
AUGGUGACGUGGCCGCGCUUCGCCGACCAGUUCUACAAUGAGAAGCUGGUGGUGGAGCUACUCAAGGUUGGUGUCGGCGUGGGGUCUACGGACUAUGCGUCGAAGCUUGAGACACGGCGCGUGAUCGGCGGCAAGGUGAUCGCGGAGGCCAUCGGGAGAGUGAUGGGCGACGGCGAGGACGCGGAGGCAAUACGGGAGAAGGACAAGGAGCUCGGGGAGAAGGCCAGGCGCGCCGUGGCAAGGGUGGGUCAUCUUACAAUGAUGUUGGACGGUUAG